Messenger RNA from Effrenium voratum, 228 nucleotides. Lineage: Eukaryota; Dinophyceae; Suessiales; Symbiodiniaceae. The record is from the annotation of a GenBank genome assembly.
AUGCUCCGAUCCUGGCCGCUGUGGGCCUUGCCUGGUGCGGUGGCCUUCACAUGCUACCCAGAGUACUCCUUCUCCUGGUGUGACAACACCACAGAGGCCUCCUGUAUCCAUAACUAUGCCUUCUCGGUGGGUCAUUUCCAGAGGAAGCUGACAAGCUAUUACUUCCACAACCAGCGGCCUCCUCUCACGGAGGCAGUCUUCUUGACUCGUCUGCCCAGGCACGCCUGA